Momordica charantia (bitter melon) is the source of this 5836-nucleotide messenger RNA. Its product is annotated as phospholipid-transporting ATPase 1. Gene Ontology annotation, molecular function: magnesium ion binding; ATP binding; ATPase-coupled intramembrane lipid carrier activity. Lineage: Eukaryota; Viridiplantae; Streptophyta; Magnoliopsida; Cucurbitales; Cucurbitaceae. Gene Ontology annotation, cellular component: plasma membrane. Gene Ontology annotation, biological process: phospholipid translocation. The record is from RefSeq and is a predicted model, not a curated record.
GGGAUGAAACGGUGCCGUAUUGAGCGAGCGAGCGAGCGAUGGAUCGAACGAAAGCAGGCAAAUUGGGAAUUGGGAAAAUUGCAAUUGCAAUUGCAAAGCUUCGAUUUUGAAUUGGUGGUUUUCCGAUUCUCUCUCUCUGUCUCUCUCUCUCUACGAUUUCCUCGGUUUUAGCAUCUCUCUCUCUCUCCAAUUCAUUCCUUCCACCUCCUUCUCUCUCCUCCGCCAUACCCAUUACCCAUUUCAAUCCUCUUCCUCUUCUUCCUUUUUCUAUUCUUAUCCCCCACCCCCUUAAUCCCUUAAUUUAUCCUUUUUCUGGGUCGUAUUUGAUCUWCCCGCCUCCGAUUCAUCUCCGGAGACUACAUUUUCAGGUGGGAGAUCCCCCGAUCCGCGUUUAUACCCCCAUUCUUCUUCUUCUUCUUCUUCCUCUUCCCUUCUCUCACUUCUCUGCCAUUUGCACUAUGAUUUCGUAUUCAGUGCAUUGAAGGGGCCUCUGAUCUCUCUGCUCCUAUACUUCGUUUCAUCAAUUCCGAGGAGAUAAGCCUUCUCUUUCAUCUGGUCUAGGGUUAUUAAUUCGAGUUUGUCUCAUUUGCUCUCUAGUUUUUGGCAUUGCGUGCUUGGGGAAUCGUAGGGCGUUGUUGUUAUUUGGAUCCACGAGAGGGAGUUGUCAAUACUCCGUCGAAUCGAGCUGUUUGUGCAUCAUUGAUUCCCCUCCCGACCUGAUUUCUGUCUUGAAGGCUGGUCUCUGAUCUGUUUUUUCUUGCGUGUAAGUUUGUCACUUCUCUUGUCAAUUGAAAACGGUGUCCGAGGAGAAGACAGAAGCCUGAAUGUGUUGAUAUUGCUAAGCCCUCCCACAUUAUAUUUCACUGUCUUCACUUCCAGGCAGAGAUAUCUCUCGUCGAACCCUUCAACGUUUCUUUAUUCUUCUAGUCGUGCUGAUCUUUGGUAGCAAAGUUGUGGACGCUGUUCAGCGGGAAUUCAUUGCUGGGUAGUGCAACUGGGUUUUCACUAAGAAUAUGGAUUUAGGAGGAUGAAGGGCGGCUUCUUGGUAAAAUGGAGCUCGAGUUCUUCUGGUUCUCUGUGUUUUUCUUGGAUGGACUUGGGAUGAGGGGUUUAAUGUCUACUCGGGCUUCCUUUGAUUUGCAUGUGAGACUCUCUAAUGAAGUCGAAGAAUAAUUUAUGACUUCUGGUCAGCCCUUGCUGGCUUCAUCAGAAUCUACAUCAGUCGUUGGACACCGAUCCCCAUCUCAAAAAUUUGGUUCCGUUGGUUGUCUAUGUCGCAGUGCUUCCUUCACCUCUUCCGGUUAUGAUGAUGCUCCGAGUGACAUUGUGGAUGUGAAGGAAAACUGUGAUAGCCCUACUGGAGAUAUUAGACGUUCCACUUCUCUUUCUAGGAAUAAGCAGUUUUAUAGUGUUGGCUCAUUGUUUCCCGAGCAGUUUAAUUUUGGCUACCCCACCCAGGAUAGAAGACGCCUGGUAUCGUGGGGUGCAAUGGAGCUACAUAAUAUUAAUGAAGAUCCUGUGAACUUUGAACUCUCUAGGGUUCAGGAGAAGUUGCAGCAUAGGGCACAGAGAAGUCGUCAUAAAAGUAUGCAGUUUGAUGAUAAUUUACAGCAUGACGAUAAUCCAAGGUUGAUUUACAUCAAUGAUCCAAGGAGAACUAAUGACAAGUAUGAGUUCACAGGAAAUGAGAUAACGACUAGCAAGUACACAGUGAUUACGUUCUUGCCAAAGAACCUCUUUAUUCAGUUCCAUCGUGUUGCCUAUCUUUAUUUUCUUGCUAUUGCAGCUCUUAACCAGCUUCCACCUUUGGCAGUCUUUGGGAGAACUGUAUCUCUUUUUCCCCUCCUGUUUGUGCUUUGUGUUACAGCUAUUAAGGAUGGCUAUGAGGAUUGGCGUAGACACAGAUCAGAUCGCAAUGAGAACAAUAAACAGGCUCUGGUGCUUCAAUCUGAUGAAUUCGAGUUGAAGGUGUGGAAAAAAAUACGAGCAGGUGAAGUUGUGAAGAUUUGUGCAGAUGAGGCCAUUCCUUGUGACAUGGUUUUAUUGGGGACAAGUGAUCCUAGUGGCCUUGCUUACAUCCAAACGAUGAAUUUGGAUGGUGAGUCCAACUUGAAGACAAGGUUUGCUAGGCAGGAAACAGCAUCAGCAGUAGCUGAGGGGUGUUCAUUUUCAGGUCUUAUUCGAUGUGAACAACCUAAUAGGAAUAUUUAUGAGUUCACUGCCAACAUGGAGUUCAACGGCCAUAAAUUUCCCCUCAGCCAGUCAAACAUAGUCUUGCGUGGUUGUCAGCUGAAGAACACUGAAUGGAUCAUUGGGGUGGUUGUAUAUGCUGGACAAGAGACAAAAGCCAUGUUAAAUAGUGCAGUAUCUCCUGCCAAGCGAAGUAAACUGGAGAGUUACAUGAACAGGGAAACAUUGUGGUUGUCAAUCUUCCUCUUUAUCAUGUGUCUAGUUGUGGCUAUUGGAAUGGGCUCAUGGCUUGUUCGUCACGAGGAACAGCUUGAUACCUUGCCAUACUAUAGGAAAAGGUAUCUCACAAAUGGACCGGAUAAUGGUAAGAGGUACAGGUUUUAUGGAAUACCGAUGGAGACCUUUUUCUCCUUUUUGAGUUCUAUUAUAGUGUUUCAGAUCAUGAUACCAAUAUCCCUUUAUAUUACAAUGGAGAUGGUGAGACUGGGCCAGUCAUAUUUCAUGAUUGAAGAUAAGCACAUGUACUGCAGAAUGUCCGGCUCAAGGUUCCAGUGCAGAUCACUGAAUAUCAAUGAGGAUCUUGGUCAAGUUCGCUACGUAUUUUCUGAUAAAACAGGAACACUUACUGAAAAUAAAAUGGAAUUUAGAAGAGCGAGUGUACAUGGGAAGAAUUAUGGGGACAACUUGUCUGAGGGAUAUUCAUCAAUGUUAUAUUCCAUUCCAGCAGUUCUAGGGAGGAGGAGGUGGAGACUUAAAUCUGAUGUUGCUGUUGACUCCGAACUGAUGAAAAUGUUGCACAAGGACCUAAAUGGAGAUGAAAAGAUUGCUGCACAUGAAUUUUUUCUUACAUUGGCUGCAUGCAAUACUGUAAUUCCUAUUCUCGUGGAUGAUAAAUCUAGUUAUGUGAAUGGUGAAUUGCAUGAGGAUGUCGAAACUAUUGAUUAUCAGGGGGAAUCCCCUGACGAGCAAGCACUAGUUGCUGCAGCCUCUGCUUACGGAUAUACUCUUUUUGAGCGCACAUCCGGGCAUAUUGUUAUAGAUGUCAAUGGUGAGAACUUAAGGUUAGAUGUUUUGGGUUUACAUGAGUUCGAUAGUGUUCGCAAAAGAAUGUCUGUUGUCAUCAGAUUCCCCAACAACACUAUAAAGGUGCUGGUGAAAGGGGCCGAUACUUCAAUGUUGAAUGUUUUAGGCCUUGAAUCUGAGAGGGAAGAACUUAUCAAGAAUGCUACACAGAACCAUUUGCGUGAAUAUUCAUUGGAAGGUUUGCGAACACUUGUAGUUGCUGCCAGGGAUCUGACAGAUUCUGAAUUUGAGCUGUGGCAGAGCAGAUAUGAGGAUGCUAGUACUUCACUGACUGAAAGAGCGGUAAAACUACGUCAGACAGCUGCCCUCAUAGAAACUAAUUUAAAGCUUCUGGGUGCUACUGCGAUUGAGGAUAAACUUCAAGAUGGUGUACCUGAAGCCAUUGAAUCUCUUCGGCAGGCAGGAAUAAAGGUUUGGAUCCUGACUGGAGAUAAGCAGGAGACAGCUAUAUCAAUCGGUCUUUCCUGCAAACUGCUGACCACAGAUAUGCAGUCAAUUAUUAUCAAUGGCAACUCCGAGAAUGAUUGCAGGCAACUUUUAGCCGAUGCUAUAGAAAAAUAUGGUAUUAGAUCAACACAGGACAUAUGUCAAAAACAGAAGCUGAAGAGUUGUGAGAAUGACAGUCACGAUAUACCAAAGCCAUCUAGUAUGACAGAUUUUAAUGAUGAGGAGAUAGAAGAAGAAAUGACUAAUAAACCACUAGCUCUAAUAAUUGAUGGAAAUAGCUUGGUGUACAUUUUGGAGAAGGAAUUGGAGUCAGAGCUUUUUGACCUCGCAACUUCAUGCAAUGUUGUGCUAUGCUGUCGUGUUGCACCCCUGCAGAAAGCUGGAAUUGUUGAUUUGAUCAAGAGUCGAACUGAUGAUAUGACAUUGGCAAUAGGAGAUGGGGCCAAUGACGUCUCAAUGAUUCAGAUGGCCGAUGUAGGUGUUGGUAUAUGUGGACAGGAAGGGCGCCAAGCAGUAAUGGCAUCUGAUUUUGCCAUGGGACAAUUUCGCUUUUUAAAAAGAUUACUUCUAGUGCAUGGACACUGGAACUAUCAACGUGUUGGCUACAUGGUUCUUUACAACUUCUACCGUAACGCUGUUUUCGUCUUGAUGCUCUUCUGGUACAUUCUGUGCACAGCAUUUUCCACAACAUCAGCUUUGACUGAUUGGAGUAGUGUGUUUUACUCUGUUAUCUAUACGUCCAUCCCUACUAUUUUUGUUGGUAUCCUAGACAAAGAUUUGAGUCACAAAACUCUAAUACAAUAUCCAAAGCUUUAUGGUGCUGGCUAUAGACAGGAGGCAUACAAUUUGCGUCUCUUUUGGUUGACAAUGAUUGAUACCCUGUGGCAGAGUCUUGUUCUCUUCUAUGUACCAUUGUUCAUUUACAAGGACAGUUCCAUUGAUAUAUGGAGCUUGGGAAGUUUGUGGACCAUAGCAGUUGUUAUCCUUGUGAAUGUACACUUGGCAAUGGAUGUUCAACGUUGGGUCUAUAUUACCCAUGUUGCAGUCUGGGGAUCCAUAGUCAUAACAUAUGCCUGCAUGGUGGUGUUGGACUCCAUACCUUCAUUUCCUAAUUACUGGACGAUCUUUCAUUUGGCGAAGUCCCCAACCUAUUGGUUGACUAUAUUCCUCAUAAUAGUUGUAGGAUUGCUUCCACGCUACCUUUUUAAAGUUGUGAACCAACGAUUUUGGCCCUCAGAUAUUCAGAUAGCCAGGGAAGCUGAGAUACUGAGGAAACGAAAAGGUCGUGAUCAUUCGGGUUCAAAGCGAGAUCGAGAUCGAGAUUCCAAUUAACACAUGUCUACUCUGUGUACCAUCGUUGUGAGCAAAACUCAUUUGCAGAUGGCUUCCCCUGUGGUGGUAACAUGCGUGAUUGUAACUCUGAAGGUUAGACAUGCCAAGUGAUGCAUUUGUCCUUGGAUAUAGAUGAAUUCUUUUAGUUAAUUAUACUUUUGAGGAUAGAUAUCCACUGGAGGCUUAAGGCACUUUAGAAGGGGUCGUAUGAUACAAAUUUUUCGAUUAGUCCUCAGACACGACUGGCAUCGUAAAGAAGAGUUUAUGAGAGUUGGGUCACAGAGUUUGAAGUCAGGUGCGAUAUGAAGAUGGGAGAAGACGGAAUGCCCCACCAAAUGAUGUCUCUUUGGUUGGGGUGAUUAUUCGAAAGGAUGCAAAAUCUGUGUCCAAAUAGGAGGGAUCUCGAGUCGUAAAAUUUAUGUUUUAUUUUUGGCAGGAAGAAAUGGAUGGAGGAGGAGGAUGGAUUAAUGCAGAGAAUUGUCUGAAACUGUAUCAUAUGAUAUUAGGGUGCUGAGGUAAAAAAAACCUACACAGUUUGAAAGAGAAAGGAGAGAUUGAAGUAAAGUAUAUAAUAGGGGGGUUUUUUCUUUUUUCCUUUCCCUUUUUUUUAACCCUUGUAAAAAUUUGAGAACUUUUUACUCAUCAACAUAAGGAAUGAGGCAAGUGUGUGAAAAUACAACACUUACAUACAACCUUUGCAAUAUGUUCAUCUGCAUUGUAACCAUUUUAGCAGCUGUAAGCCAUCAAAUGAAAAAAAAUAGACAUGAAAGUGUUGGAAUCUUCA